Messenger RNA from Trichoplusia ni (cabbage looper), 1359 nucleotides. Its product is annotated as outer dense fiber protein 3-like protein 2. The coding region runs from base 453 to 1247 and encodes 264 amino acids. The record is from RefSeq and is a predicted model, not a curated record. The transcript has 5 exons. NCBI's taxonomy places the organism in Eukaryota, Metazoa, Arthropoda, Insecta, Lepidoptera, Noctuidae.
AAUGAAGGAGGCCCACCUCGGCCGGAAGCCAUUUCUCCGUCGCACGUCGCUCGGUGCGACGAUAUCCGGUGCAGCUCAAUUUCCUGGACCGUGGAAAUUCCACUGAGUUUUUAUUUGCCCUCCUGAUUCCUGCGUUCGUGCCGUUUUUAUCUCCAAAUGUUAUCUCUGGCUUUAUUCCGUUCAUCCGUUGCUAUGAUUUGGGAUCUCCUUUUAUAGACGUCGCUAUGUUGCUGGCUGAAGUGAAAUACAAAUAUUUUGACACAAUAACGAAGGUAUUCAGUUGUAACGUCCCGUCGAAGGAAUAUUAAUCAAAUAGUUUUAUUACAUUUUAUUGCUUUCUGAAUUUAUUGGAAGUCUGUUUAUUGCGAUAGCUUAGUAGUUUCAUUUCAAUAACUUUGUACGUCUGGCAUCGUCACUGAAGUUUAAAUGGAAGAACAUUUAUAAAGACAAGCAUGCCUUGGGGGUUCGAAUGCAGAGCAAAGCUUAUAAAGCAGAAUCCAGCGAAGCCCACUCACCGUAAAAACGCGAUAUCUGCAGAGACAAGCACACCUGGACCCGAUUAUUAUGAACCACCAAAAGUAUCCGGUGGGAAAGGUUAUUCGAAGAUUAAACGAUCACCAGCUUACACGUUUGGAUACAAAACAAACGCAUGUAACUUGAAGCCAGCGGCAUCCCUUAACGCGCCUCUUCUGGAUGUGAGGGGAAUUAGUGCAAAAGGUACCCAUAGAAUACCAGGUGGAUUACUCAUCCCGCACAUCGAUCCACCUGGCAGUACAAUGAAGGUACCCGGCCCGGGUUCCUACGACCCAAUGACGCGGCUGCGAACUAAACGCGUGCCCGCGUACAGCAUGCGGCCGGCUGCCAAGCCCCCAUACCAACCCUUCGAUGCGUGGACACCACCACCAAAUAUGUACUGCCCCCCUAUACCUAAAGCAACCGCCCCUUCUUAUACCCUCGGCUACCCGGACAGGACUCUCGCGAAGGCUUACAUUCCCGGGCCGGGCGAACACGAGCCAAAUUACAAGUUCGUCCAAAAGAGCAAACCCGCAUACUCUUUCGGGGCUACCCAUAGAGAACUGCCAGCGUAUAAGACACCGGCGCCCAACACCUACUGCGAGAAAAAGUUCAACAUAAACAGAAGAUCAGUGCCAGCGCCUAGUUUCGGGAUCCGUCAUUCUCCUUUCUUAGGAAAAGAACCGGAAUUCCUGAAGUCUUCUAAACUCGACCUCCGGUUAAGUCAGAUCUAAGAUACUUAUUUUAGUUAUUAGGUAUUUUUAUACAUAUUGUUUUUAAUUUACAUUUUUUUUUUAAUGUGAGAAUGUUCAGCUUCAUUCCAUGAAUAUACAAUUUGACAAAUAA